Molecule: messenger RNA, 2387 nt
Organism: Strongylocentrotus purpuratus (purple sea urchin)
Lineage: Eukaryota; Metazoa; Echinodermata; Echinoidea; Camarodonta; Strongylocentrotidae
Product: ZP domain-containing protein-like
Exons: 10
Coding region: 258-1247 (329 amino acids)
Source: RefSeq, a predicted model, not a curated record
AUGAUGGUGUCCUGUCUCCUGAUACACUACCUACAUGUUACGCUACUCUAGGACCAUUCAGUACUGACAACUUCAAAACUGACGAAGAGACAACUACUGCUCCACAACCCGACCCCACCACCUUCACCCCUGCAGCUACUCUUGGACCAUUCAGUACUGACAACUUCAAAACUGACAAAGAGACAUCUAUUGGUCCACAACCCGACCCCACCACCUUCACCCCUGCAGGAGCCAGCGUAUCUUGUGGGAGCACGACCAUGACGGUUCUCCUCGACCGAGCCCUGCUCGAGAAUAACGGUGAUGCCACUGACGUCCACUACGAAGACCAGAGUUGUGUCGGGUACGACUACACCGGAAGUCGCAUAGCCGUAACCACCAGAUAUGACGACUGUGAUACUGUGUCGGAGCAAACUGCUGAUGUCAUCAAGUACUCCAACGUCGUGACGUACUUCAAACCGACGGGUGAAAACGGAUCGCUGAUCACGCGUGAUUUCCGCCUCAAGAUCCCCGUCACUUGCGAGAUCAAACGCCGCAGUCUACUCGGUAGCUCCUUCAAGCCCAAACUCGGCAUCGUGAGCUUCAGCGAGACUGGUUACGGUAACUUCUCGCUCACCCUCGACCGCUACUCCGACAUCUCCUUCACCUCGCCGGCACCCGACCCAGACUCGCUGGUGUAUCUCGGGGAGACGCUGUUCUUCGGGGUGACCCUAGACGCGGUUUCUGACCUGACGUUGUUUCUUGACCGCUGCUGGGCAACGCCCGAUGUCUACCCUAUGAACCCGAUCGAAUUUACGUUCGUAAAAGAUGGAUGCGGGCUGGAUCCUACCGUAGGCUUUCAUGAUAUACAGCGUUUAAUUAAGGGAUUCUCUAUCGAUGCUUUUGCUUUCAUUGGCGAAUAUUCAGAGGUAUACCUUCAUUGUGACGUGCUUGUGUGUGAUACCGACCCCGCAUCCCGCUGCUCACAGGGUUGUGUAACCAGGGCCAAACGUAGCGCAGCCGGGCAGCCUCGGGGUUCGAGCUCCAAGCCACACACCAUCUCUAACGGACCCAUGUCUGAUCAAGUUGCUGUUGGUUCAAGCUCAAUGAACACAUCAUGGUUGGCGAACCCAUUUAACAUGAUGCUGGUGGCAGCCGCUGGUUUCUUCAUCACCAUGGUUGCUAUGGUAACGGUGAAAAAGUUGAGAUCACAUACGAAAGCCUCCAAAGGAUACAGCCGUCUGCAGACUGAGGGUGAAAUCGAAGCUUAGAAAGAGGAGAAGAAAGAAGAACGUGGAGAAGGGGGAGGAGGAGAUGAAAGAAGAAGACGAAUGAGACAUAAAGUUUGUGACGACACAAGCUUUUCUGGUCAUUUAUUCAAUAUCUCACAAAUGGCAUAUAUCUCGAAUAUAUCAUGCAUAUCAUUAUAGAGUAAUAUGGAAUUUAUAAUUCGUUUGUUGAAACAAAUAUAUGAUCAUGAUUAUAUACAUAAUUAUUUCGAAAAUAAAAAAGAGACGUUCCUUUUCAGUUAACCUCUAGCUUUUUAUAAAGACAACUUUUAUGAGUACGUCGAUGAUAGUGACACUUCUGGCUAUGAAAUUAUUACAAACGAUUGUAAAUGCUCAAGUUGGUACACCUCCUGCAAGAAGGUGGAAACUUAUAACUGAAAAUUAAACUCGGUAAAAUGUGUUGAUGUUUAUACUGUUCUCUAAUGCGUUCCAGAUGAAGUUCAAGAAAAAGCCGAUUGAGCAAUGUAUUUUUGCAUUUAUUGUAGGCCUACUUCUCAUUUUUGAUUUAUUCUAAUUUUUGGUAUACUGUACAGUAAUGUAUUAAAAUGAUUUUGAAUCUCUUUAUCCUAUCCUACCACUAUGUAUCCCUUCUUCUUUCCCAUACUUUUCCCCAUAUUCUCUCUCUCUCUCUCUCUCUCUCUCUCUCUCUCGUUCUCUGUCUUUCUCUAGCUACUUCUUAUUCCCUCGCUCUCUAGUACCAUCUUUCUCACCACUUUUUGACACUGUUUUACUGCAUCUAUACGCUUUUUUUUCGACGCCGAUGAAAAAAAAGUUCUAUGCCAUGAUGUUUAUUUUCCUUUUCAUUGCUCCAUUUGGUAGGAUGCUGCCAUUGCAAUUAUCAGUCUGCUAUUGAAUUGUGCUAAGAGUGACUGCAAUAUCGACGUUGAAUAAAAAACAAUUGUUAUUAUCCAAAAAGGCCUACAUAUUAAAUAUGACAUUAAAUUUCUUUCAAAGAAAGCGAUGUAUGAAGAUAUUUUUUUUCUUCUAAAUUUGGUAAUCUGUUUUCGCCUUUUGUAAUCGUUUCAUCAUUAUGUGAAAAUAUCUCACUGGAAAAUAAAAUGUAUCCGAAUUGAUGAUUAAAGAGACGUCGUUCAAUGUGUGCAUGUGAGAAUGAUUGUUUAA